This is a messenger RNA of Closterium sp. Naga37s-1, 5379 nucleotides long. Lineage: Eukaryota; Viridiplantae; Streptophyta; Zygnematophyceae; Desmidiales; Closteriaceae. The record is from the annotation of a GenBank genome assembly.
AUGCAUGCGUGCAUCAUCCUUCCCUUACCAUCUUGCCAAAGCCCUGGCCUCCUGCCCCACCCACCUCUCCCUCCCUCCCCCUCUCCCUCCCCUCCUGCCUCUCCCGGGUGCGAGCAGGCGCCGUCAGUGGUGGUGGUGGGGUCGCACGUGUGGGUGGAGGACCCCGAGGAGGCAUGGGUGGAUGCCGUGGUGACAGCCGUGGAGAAGAAGAAGGUUACUGUCAGCUACAAGGGCAAGGAGACCGUGAUUCGGUUGAAGCACUGCCAUCCGCGGGACGAGGAUGCACCGAGCUGUGGGGUGGACGACAUGACCAAGCUAUCAUACCUGCACGAGCCGGGCGUGCUGCACAACCUCUUCCUACGAUACUCCAUCGACGAGAUCUACACGUACACGGGGAGCAUUCUGAUAGCGAUCAACCCGUUCUGUGCGCUGCCGCAUCUGUACGACGAGCAGAUGAUGGAGCAGUACAAGGGCACUCGCCUAGGCGAGCUCUCCCCUCACGUCUUUGCCAUUGCUGAGGCUGCGUACAGGGCGAUGGUGGACUAUGGGGCGAGCCAGUCCAUCCUGGUGAGUGGGGAGAGUGGAGCAGGCAAGACGGAGACAACGAAGCUCAUCAUGCAGUACCUCGCCUACAUGGGAGGCCGCGCCUCCUCUGACGGCCGCACCAUCGAGUCCCAAGUGCUUGAGUCGAAUCCGUUGCUGGAGGCCUUUGGGAAUGCCAAGACUGUCCGCAACAACAACUCCAGUCGCUUUGGCAAGUUCGUGGAGAUUCAGUUUGACCGGGCGGGGCGCAUAUCGGGGGCGGCAGUGCGCACGUACCUGCUGGAGCGGUCCAGAGUGGUGCAGAUAGCAGACCCGGAGCGCAACUACCACGCCUUCUACCAAGUCUGCUGCGGUGCUUCUGAAGAGGAGCGGGCGCGGCUGAAGCUGGGCGCAGCAGAGACGUACCACUACCUGAACCAGAGCAACUGCUACGAGAUCCCCGGCAAGGACUCCAACGCCGUCGAGUACCAGAAGACCCGCCGCGCCAUGGAGGUCGUGGGGCUCACUCUUGAUGAACAGGAGUCGAUAUUCCGCGUGGUGGCGGCCAUUCUGCAUCUGGGCAACAUCACAUUCAAGGCGGGCACAGCAGCGGACUCGUCCAAGCUGCACGGCGACAAGUCCAAGUUCCACCUUGAGGCCGUUGCUGAGCUGCUCAGGUGUGAGAAGAAGAAGCUACGGGAGUCGCUGUUGACGCGCACGUUGGUGACUCGGGAUGGCAACAUCAAGAAGGACCUGGACCCCGCUGCUGCCGUCGUCAGCCGAGACACCCUCGCCAAGACCAUCUACUCUCGCCUCUUCGACUGGCUGGUGGACAAGGUGAACAAGUCCAUAGGGCAGGACCCCGACUGUGCGUCCAUCAUCGGUGUGCUUGACAUCUAUGGCUUCGAAACCUUCCAGUUCAACAGUUUCGAGCAGUUUUGCAUCAACCUCGCAAACGAAAAGCUCCAGCAGCACUUCAACCAGCACGUGUUCAAGGCAGAGCAGGAGGAGUACGAGCGAGAGGAGAUCGACUGGAGCUACAUUGAGUUUGUGGACAACCAGGACGUGCUCGAGCUCAUCGAGAAGAAACCAAUGGGCAUCAUAUCACUGCUAGACGAACAAUGCAUGUUUCCCAAGUCGAACGCGGAGACGUUCGCCACGAAGCUGUACCAGACGUGUGCGCAGCACCCGCGGUUUGAGAAGCCCAAGCUGUCGCAGACGGACUUCACCAUCAACCACUACGCCGGGCAGGUGACGUACCAGUCGGACCUGUUUCUGGACAAGAACAAGGACUACGUGGUGGCGGAGCAUCAGGACCUGCUGGGCAACUCCAAGGACCCCUUUGUCGUCUCGCUCUUCCCACCCAGUGCCGGCGGCGAGAAGGCCAAGACCAAGUUCACCUCGCUUGGCUCCAGCUUCAAGCAACAACUGGCGGAGCUGAUGGCGUCGCUGGGCACGACAGAGCCGCACUACGUGCGGUGUGUGAAGCCCAACAGCAAGAACCGCCCGGGCGCAUUCGAGAACCAAAACGUCAUCCAGCAGCUGAGAUGCGGGGGUGUGCUGGAGGCCAUUCGCAUCAGCUGUGCGGGCUACCCCACACGUCGCUCCUUUGACGAGUUCCUCUCGCGCUUCUCCAUGCUCGCUCCAGAUAUUCUCCUCGACUCCAGCUACGAGGACAACAAGUCAGCAGCCAAGGCCAUGCUGGAGAAGCUCGGCCUAACCAACUUCCAGGUGGGGAAGACGAAGGUGUUUCUGCGCGCGGGGCAGAUGGCGAUGUUAGACGCCAUGCGCACGCAGCACCUCAACUCCGCCGUGCGGGUCAUCCAGCGCUACACGCGCUGCUGGCUGCAGCGCCGCCGCUUCCUCGCGCUCAGGAAGGCCGCUGUCAAAGCACAGGCGCUGUGGCGAGGCAAGGCGGCCAGGAAGGAGUAUGAGCGGCGGCGCAGGGAGGCAGCAGCGGUGCGCAUUCAGAAGCACUACCGCGCGCACCUGGCGCUCUGCCAGUACGCGCGCGUGCAGCGCGCCGUGCUGACGCUGCAGGCGGGGGCGAGGGGCAUGUUCGCGCGCUCUGAGGCCAGGAGCAGACGGCGGAACCUUGCUGCCACGCGCAUUCAGACGCGGUAUCGCGGGCACAGGGAGCGGCGGGCGUAUAAGAAGCUGAGGGCAACAGCGGUGGUGAUGCAGUGCACGUGGAGGGGCAGAGCAGCCCGCCUGCACCUCAAGCGACUCAAACACGAGGCGAAGCAAACGGGGGCGCUACAGGCGGCAAAGACGCGGCUGGAGAAGCAGUGCGAGGAGCUCACAUGGCGCCUGCAGCUCGAGAAGCGCAUGCGGGUGAGAAGCGCAUGCGGGGCUGCUGUAUGGUGCAGUGCACACUUGCCUGCACAUCUGGCACACGUCCCACCAUGCCCCCAUCCUCCUGUACCCACCUGCACCCCCCUGCACCCCUCUGCACCCUGCAUCAUCCGCCCUGCGUGCGUGCAGUCGGACCUGGAGGAGGCGAAAUCAGCGGAGAUAGCGCGGCUGCAGCAGGAGAUGGAGCAGCUCAAAACAGACCUGCACACCACCACCACCCAGGUGGACCAGUUGCAAGCACAGCUGCGCGCAGGCGGAGGAGGAGGAGGGGGUGCAACAGCUGGUGGGGUGGCAGGGGGAGAGGCGACAAGAAUAGGGCGCAGUGCGUCGGGAACGCACACGGCGCCGUCGUCAGCGGCAGCAUCACCGGUGCUCAUGGCGUCGCGCUCCGGCAGAGAUAUGGUGUCGCCACCGCAGCCAGCCAAGCACGGUGCUGGCGGCGCCAGGGCAGUGGAUCUCUUGUUGCCUGCUGCUGCUGCUGCUGCUGGUGCUGCUGGUGGUGCGUCUGCUGGUCCCUCCUCCCCUGCUGCGCGCCCUGCGUUCUCGCACCCCUUGUCCCGCAUCUCCAGCGCGCGUCUCUCUGGCAGCAGUCCCUCAGGCCGCAUGGACCUUGGUGCUACCGUGGGCAACGGAGGGACUGCAGUGGACGGGGCAGCAGGCCCGUGGGAGGGCGAGGGAGCAGCAGCAGGGGAGGGGGGUGUGGUGGAGGGGGGGAUGAACGGGGUGGUGGUGGAUGCGGCGGUGGUGGCGGCGGCGGCGCAGGCGAGUGCAGCGAUGCUGGAGAACGAGAAGCUGAAGGAGGCGCUGGAGGCGUCGGACUCACGGGCGGCGGCCAUGGAGGAGGUGAUUGCACGCAGGGAGGAGCGCAUUCGGGAGCUGGAGGAUGAUGUUCUCACACUCAAGGGCGAGUGUGGCAGGCUGCAGGAGCACCUACAGGGCAUGGAGCGGGAGUUUCAAGUGCUGCGCCGCCAGUCCCUCUCAAUGGCCACCGCCACCGCUAACGGCGCCGCGCCGGGUGGACUGCACGCGCCUCAGCGCGCCCCCUCCGGGCGGCUGUCCUCUGCGCUCUUCGGCAUGGCGGCGCAUGGCACUGCUGUGGCGCCGUCGCCCCCGCCCGUGGGGCUGCCUGCUGCUCGCGAGGCGGCGAACAAGGUGGCGGCGUCUCAGGAGGCGGAGAUGAAACGCCACCACGUGCUGGCGGAGCGACAGCAGGCGGAUCAAGACGCAGUGCUGCAGUUUGUGGUGUCAGACCUGGGCUUCGACAACAACCGUCCCGUGGCAGCAUGCGUUCUCUACCGUGCGCUGCUGCACUGGCGCUCCUUCGACGCGGAGCAGACCAACGUGUUUGACCGCAUCAUCCAGACCAUGAGCGUUGCCGUGGACACCCACGACAGUGCCGGCGCCACCAGCAACAGUGCGGACAGGCUGGCGUUCUGGCUGUCGAACGCGUCGGCGCUGCUGCACCUGCUGCACCGCUCGUUCCGCCCUGGGGGGGCCUCGCAGAGCCAGAUGCAGGCGCAGCGGCGGCGCCAACAGCAGGCUGCCACGUCGCUGUUUGGCAGGAUGACUCAGUCGUUCCGAGGGCCAGUGGCAGCGGCGCAGGACGAGGCGAGUGCGGUGCAGGCGGACGGGCUGCAGGCGGUGGACCCCAAGUUCCCCGCGCUGCUCUUCAAGCAGCAGCUCACGGCGUUCGUGGAGAAGGUCUACUCCACCAUCCGCGACAACCUCAAAAAGGACAUCUCUCAGAUGCUCGUCGCCUGCAUCCAGGCGAGCCGGUCGUUCCGCCCGGGGGUGAUGACGCGGCAGCAGCAGCGCGGGCAGGCAGCAGACGCGUGCACGGCCGCGCAGAGCCAGGCAGCAGCGGCGCCGGGAGUGGCGCAGUGGAGCGGCAUCAUAGCGCGGCUGACAGAGCUGCUGAACACGCUCAAGGCCAACCACGUGCCCGCCUUCCUCGUGCGCAAGCUCUUCUCUCAGAUCUUCGCCUACAUCAACGUGCAGCUCUUCAACAGCCUGCUGCUGCGCCGAGAGUGCUGCUCGUUCAGCAACGGGGAGUACGUGAAGGCGGGGUUGGCAGAGCUGGAGCGGUGGAUCUACGAGGCCACGGACGAGUACGCGGGGUCUGCAUGGGAGGAGCUUAGGUUCAUCCGCCAAGCUGUUGGCUUCCUGGUGAUCCACCAGAAGCCCAAGAAGUCACUGGAGGACAUCAGCAGCGACCUGUGUCCGGCGCUGAGCAUGCAGCAGCUGUACCGCAUCAGCACCAUGUACCGCGACGACAAGUACGGCACGCACUCCGUGGCGCCGGCAGUCAUCAACGCCAUGCGUGUGAAGAGCACGGAGGAGUCGGCUCUCAACGGCACCAACUCCUUCCUGCUUGAUGACGACUCCUCGGUGCCAUUUGCGGUGGAUGAUAUAUGCAAGGAGCUGCCGAACCUCUCUCUCAACGGGCUGCACAUGCCGCCGCACCUCCGCGACUCAGGACCCUUCCACUUCCUCUUCUCCUAG